AUGAUCCGCAAGAAGCCGGAGAUGACGAGCGUGAAGGAGAUGCCGGUUCUCCAGGAUGGACGACCACUUGGCGGCUUCGCGCCGGUGCGCUACGCUCGCCGGAUUCCGACGAAGGGACCUAGCGCCGUCGCGAUCUUCUUGGCUGCGUUUGGCGCCUUCUCCUGGGGAAUGUACCAGGUUGGCAAGGGGAAUAAGAUCCGGAGGGCACUCAAGGAAGAGAAAUAUGCUGCUCGAAGGGCAAUACUUCCCUUGCUUCAAGCUGAAGAAGAUGAAAGAUUUGUUAAAGAAUGGAAGAAAUACUUGGAAGAAGAGGCAAGAAUCAUGAAAGAUGUCCCAGGAUGGAAGGUCGGCGAGAGCGUCUACCACUCCGGGAGGUGGACCCCACCGGCGACCGGUGAACUUCGGCCCGAUGUUUGGUGAGAGAGAAAGUGUUCGUCUGAUCAAACUGUUGUUCUUGUGCUUCUUCACGCAGCUUUGUCUAAAAUUGCUGCAUGUGUCAACCUUUUGCACCUCUCAGCUUAAUAAAUCUCUCUCUUGAGACCUUGAAUCGAUAUGUUGCUUAUUCGUGGAAGCAAAUGGAACAGUGCUUUGCUGCUUCUGAAGUACUUGUGGGUAUAACGCUCCACUUCUGCAUCUUUUGUUUUUUCGUUACUGAUGAGCUGAGUAGGGGUGGUAAACGAUCGAAUCGAAUCGAAUACUAAAGUGUUCGUAUUUGUAUUUGUUUAAAAUUA
Molecule: messenger RNA, 731 nt
Organism: Asparagus officinalis (garden asparagus)
Lineage: Eukaryota; Viridiplantae; Streptophyta; Magnoliopsida; Asparagales; Asparagaceae
Product: NADH dehydrogenase [ubiquinone] 1 alpha subcomplex subunit 13-B-like
Exons: 3
Coding region: 1-420 (139 amino acids)
Source: RefSeq, a predicted model, not a curated record